Messenger RNA from Ictalurus punctatus (channel catfish), 5433 nucleotides. It is a transcript of the gene nfatc2a, whose product is annotated as nuclear factor of activated T cells 2a. The transcript has 10 exons. The coding region runs from base 423 to 3041 and encodes 872 amino acids. NCBI's taxonomy places the organism in Eukaryota, Metazoa, Chordata, Actinopteri, Siluriformes, Ictaluridae. The record is from RefSeq and is a predicted model, not a curated record. Gene Ontology annotation, biological process: regulation of transcription by RNA polymerase II; calcineurin-NFAT signaling cascade; cytokine production. Gene Ontology annotation, cellular component: transcription regulator complex. Gene Ontology annotation, molecular function: RNA polymerase II cis-regulatory region sequence-specific DNA binding; DNA-binding transcription factor activity, RNA polymerase II-specific; transcription factor binding.
AUAAAGCUGGGUUGGACUGCGGUGCAUUGCUUCAUAACUUCAUGCUCUUUUCUGUCAAAGGUUUGUGUUGAACACUCGGGGGCAGCAGCACUUAGGAUCACAACCUGCGCUCAAAAACCGUUAAAAUGCUCGUUACAGUAAAAAAGUGUCAGCUAUCAACAGGAGGCGUUCAUUUCCCACUUACUGUAUCUCCAACAUCUGUAUCCUCCUGAGCGCACAGACACGCCCACUCUCUCUAUCUCUAUGCUCUGAAGGUGAGGGCGGAAGCUGCAGUUUUGCGUCUCAUGGGUGCAUCACUUUAACGCACGGAGCGCUGCACGUCCACUCCGAUCUCCACAUUUGCGCGCGCGACACUUUGUUUCUCCGACCGUUCUUCUGUAAUUUCAUGAUUCAGACUUGGAGGCGACUUGAAGAUAAGGCAGAUGAGCUCUUUUUACGAAAAGGACAGCUCUGAGUUAGGGCUCUCUGGAGAGCUGACUCAAAUGAGCUCUGAGGAGCUGGAGUUUGAAUACCUGUUUAACUAUGAGCCACAGGACAGCGACUUUCCUUCAGGAGAUCCUAAAGAUGACACCAAUAUCUCCAUACACACACACCCGUACCCCUUGGACGAGGCUUCCCCCUACACUGAAAGCAGCACCGAGGCUCUUUCUGGCUAUGAGCAUCUGGAGGCUAAAAAUUACGUAGGGCACGUAAGGUCUGGUCCACAAGCUGUGAGUCCCAGGAUUGAGAUCACGCCAUCACGUGAGCAUCACAGCCAUGGGCACAACUCACUCCAUGACCCGCUGGUGAAUGCCAGCCCCAGGCCUACUCUCACUGUGCCCGGUCUGGACUGUGCCAUCUACCGUGAGCCUCAGUGCCUGAGCCCAGCCAGCAGCAACUCCUCAACCUCGUGGCACUCUGAGACUUACUCGCCAUUCGCAUCACCCUGUGUGUCCCCAGGUAGUGGGCAGGUCGUGGCUGGAGAGCUGUGUCCUCGCUUCCAAAACAUCCACACAGGCUCCCCUCGCACCAGCCCAGGCACAUCACCCCACACCAGCCUGGCUGAGGAGAACUGUUCAUCCCCAAGGCCCAGUUCUCGCUCUACAUCGCCUCAGGGCAAACGCACCUACGACAUGUACAGGAACCCAAAUCUGGUAGCUGCGGCUCGAUCACGAAGUCCUUCGCCACACGGCAGCCAUGAUGACCGUCAUUCCAGCACCCAAUAUGGCUCCAACAACCUAACAGAGGUUGUUAACGGGUUUGGGCCGGGGUCAGUACCCACAAAGAUUGUGAGAACCAACCAGCCAGCCUACACAGUAUACCCAGACGGCCAUGGAGAGAGCUACCUGUUGGAGCAAGACAUCAAGACCAAAGCGGAGCCAUACUUUGUCAUUCCAUCAAUCUGGCCCAAGCAGUUGGUGCCUGGAAUGUGCAGCAUCCCUAUUACCUCUCUGCCUCCUCUGGAGUGGCCUCUGCCCAGCCGCACAGACCAGUAUGAGCUGCACAUCGAGGUGCAGCCCAAACCACACCACAGGGCACACUACGAGACUGAGGGCAGCCGGGGGGCUGUUAAAGCACCUACAGGGGGGCACCCAGUGGUCCAGCUACAUGGAUACAGAGGCAAAGAGCCACUGGGGCUGCAGAUCUUCAUUGGCACAGCAGAUGAGCGGAUCCUGAAGCCCCACGCGUUCUACCAGGUGCACCGCAUCACAGGCAAGACGGUGACCACGACCAGCUAUGAGAAGAUAAUCAAUAGCACGAAGGUGUUAGAGAUCCCUCUAGAGCCAAAGAAUAACAUGAAAGCAAUAAUCGACUGCGCUGGGAUUCUGAAGCUCAGGAAUGCUGAUAUAGAGCUGCGGAAAGGCGAGACAGACAUCGGGCGGAAGAAUACCCGUGUGCGACUGGUGUUCCGCAUUCACAUUCCCCAGCCAGGGGGUCAAUACGUGUCUCUCCAAGUGGCCUCACAUCCCAUUGAGUGUUCCCAAAGAUCUGCACACGAGCUGCCCAUGGUGGAGAAGCAGGACAUGGACAGGUGUUCAGUGCUCGGAGGUCAGCAGAUGAUCCUGACUGGGCAGAAUUUCAGUGCUGACUCAAAAGUUAUUUUUACUGAGAAGACCCAUGAUGGACAGCAAAUUUGGGAGUUGGAAGCCACAGUUGACAAAGACAAAAGCCAGUCUAGCAUGCUGUUUAUUGAAGUGCCUCCUUAUAGAGACCCAGCCAUCUGCCAUCCUGCUAAAGUGAAUUUCUAUGUGAUCAAUGGGAAACGAAAACGCAGUCAGCCUCAGCACUUCACGUAUAUACCUCUUCCAGUUUCUUCCAUCAAAACAGAACCACUGGAUGAAUAUGAAUCUGGACAAAUUGGAUAUAUGAUGUCCCAGACCAUGGGAGUUUCCCCACACUCCUAUUACCAUCACAACCCCCGUUCAGUCCUCAGCUCGGAUAAUGGCUUACUUGCCAACAUGGCUUCCUGUCACCAGAAUCAUUCAGGAAUCUCCCCUUCAGAACCCUGCUUUCAGCAGCACAUUGUGUAUCCCCGUGCUGAGAAGAAUGUAGGGUCAAGCUUAUUCAUCCAAACGGGAGUCAUGGUGCCAGAAGCCCAUCGUUCUGUCCUGGUCCAUACUGGUUCCCCAGCCAAGUCCUCCCACUUGAUUGGUCAGCAUCCCGUCAUUCAGUUUUCCCCCACCAACCAUCACUUGUUAAGAGGGGCGGAAAAUAUUACUCCACCAGCCCAGGAACAUCAGAACCUCUACUGUGAGGGCUACAGCCCGCAAGGAGCCCAGACAGCAGUGGCUUCACAUUCUCCAGCUCCAGCACAAGCCCACCAAACCCAGCAUUGCCCCACCGUCAUUCAGCAACAGCCCUACACAAACAGGCUUCCAAAGGACAGGUCCCCUCCUGGGCAAGUCCAUCCACAAAGAUGUUCCUCUGCUGAGGAACCGAGAGCUUCUCUUCCUGGACGUGUCACUGUCAAGCAGGAGAACUUGGACCAGGCCUACCUGGAUGAUGUUAAUGAGAUCAUAAGGAAGGAUCUGACAGGAGUGCACGGCCGAGCACAGACAUAAAGGAAAGGAUGCCGCAGGAAAUGCGUGGGACUUGCAGUAGUGCCUUCUUCUCUUUGGUUCAGUUUGCAGUUUGCAGGCACCAUCACCAGCACGCACCUGGAUUAUUUCCAAUUCAAAAUAUUUUUGACCUCAGAAACUUAUGACGCCAAGUAGAUUAUGCUCCAUAGCCCAGGCAAACAAAUACCUUCCAAACCAGCUUUUAAAGCAACAGUGUGCUCAUUUUUAAAGGCCUUGUAGUUUCAAAAUUCCAGCAGUGACUGCUCGUGAAAUACAGUCCGGGUUGACCUCGUCAGUGUCUUAUGCUCUCAGAGCCUUAAAAAUGAUUUAGACUGGAUAAAACCAGCUUAAUCCAUUUGAUUCUUCUGUGAUUUCAUAUUUCAUAGCUCACUUUGGUAAACUCUCACUUCAGUACAUCUGCUUCAUUUUGGAAAUCUGUGUCUCUGUCAAAUCCUCAAAAACAUCGCACGUCAUUCCCCGUCAGAUUGAGAUUAUUCGAGACAGGCAGACACGCCUCUGUUUACGCGUGAUGCUUUAGAUAAUCAGCUAAUUAAACAGAUCAAUCGCAGUCCUUUAUUUUGAAAAACGCAACCAUUUUUCUAAUCAGAUUUUCAUUAUGAGAAAAGCCUCAAUAUAUAAAUUGCAACGAAAUGCACUGUUCUCACCGAGAAUCGCUUAAUGCAAAGUGUGCGCUCCUUGCCGGUGAAUUAUAUUGACUUGUAUAUAGUUUCGCUCGAAAUUGGGUUUUUAUUGACCAGGCGUAAUGAGAUAUUUUUACACCGUCUGUACCUUUUCUUCACAUGCAUUAGCAUCUGUAGGGUUGCUGAGAGGAUGCUGUAUAUCUACACCCAAGUCCAGAAGAAAAACACAGAGCUGAAUUUAGUUUUCUCGAGCAAACUAUAUCAUGAUGUCUUGUGCCUUUAGCUAUGAAGCUGUAAGCAAAAGUUUGGAAGCAGUUUACAGAUGAGCAGAACAAUGCAUUCUCGGUUUCAUAUCUUACAGAGCCUAACGUGUCUUGCACUACAUUCAGACUCUGACAUCAUCUGGGGUUCUCGAGUCCAUCUUGUACUUUGUAUCUCGACCUAUUAUUGAUACCGCUACAUCUCUGACUUGUUAUUAUUUUUUAUAAUGCUAUUUACAGCAGGUUUUUUUUUUUUUUUUAAAUUUAAUCCAUGGCUUGCACAUGAAGUUUCCUUGUUAGCAAUUUUUUUUUUUUUUUUAAAUAUAUCUUUUUACUAAGUACUAGUACGGUUACUGUGUUUCAUCUCAGAGUUGGUUUUUGCCAUAAAUAAUAUGCUGAGCAUAUGAUAUGACAGUUUUAAUUGAUAUUUUAUCAUCGAAAUUCAAGACUUUAAGUACACUGAUGUACAUCACAUUUAAUAACCAAAAAACGUUUUGUUUCAUUCAAAAAAUCUCUUUUUCUUUCUUUUUUUUUAAAGGGAAUAUAUUACAUGUGAAAUUUGACAUACUUCUGACUGUUCCGCGUCUUUAAACAUUAUUUCUUUAUUGUUUAACUAUAUAUACAGACGGGUGAAAUCUUAACUGACUGAACAGCUUUAUCCCAUGAUGAAACGUUUCUGUCCCGAUGAGCGAGUGGUGUCUUCCAGGAUGACUCCACCCUUAUACAAAAGGGCGAGACCGCUCCCUGAAAUGGUUUGAUGAGUAUGAAAAUGAUGUAAAUCCCAACCCGAUUUCUCACCUAUGGGAGAUUUUGGACUGACAUGUUAGACAGCGCUGUCCACCACCAUCAUCCAAACACCAAUUAAGUGAACUUUUUCGUGGAUGAAUAACGUUCGUUCCUCUAAAUACGAUUCAAGAGACUUGUAGAAUCUAUGCCAAGGCACAUCAAAGCUACUCUAGCGGCUCAUGAACACUUUAUUUAGAACUUUUUCACCUGUCUGUAUGUUACAUUUUUGUUUUGUUUUGUUUUUUUGUUUUUUUUUAACUGGAGCCAUUAUGUAAGCAUGGUGCUCUUAACAUCAUGGCAAACCCCUGAAUGUAGACUCCUUUUUAACUGUAAAUAUGCUUGCCUCAAUAUGUACAAAAUAUUUCUUUUACUUCUACGCUAUAACGUUUUAUGACUAGUCAGUCGGAAGUAGAGGAAAAGCUUUAUCCUUAGAGACAAAUCAUUUUAUGAACCAACUCGAUUGGUUUCUUGCCAUUUACCUUCAUGUAACCAUGGUUGUAGUAAUAAUAUAUGAACUGCAAAAUAUGUCAGCUAUUUUACUAGAUUAAUAUAAGAUAAUGCCAAUAUUUGCCAAAGAGGGAAAGCUAUAUCUUUUCUAAGCUUCAUAUAAAGGCUUUAUACCUGCCAGUUUUACUUAAUACAGCCAUGUGGUGAAUGUUUAAUAGUUCAUGUCUGUCAAGAACAUAAGCAAUAAAUCUGAUCGAAGAA